This is a messenger RNA of Aspergillus tubingensis, 354 nucleotides long. RefSeq names its product DNA-directed RNA polymerase III core subunit RPC11. Gene Ontology annotation, biological process: DNA-templated transcription; termination of RNA polymerase III transcription. The record is from RefSeq and is a predicted model, not a curated record. Bases 1 to 354 code for a protein of 117 amino acids. Gene Ontology annotation, molecular function: DNA-directed RNA polymerase activity; nucleic acid binding; zinc ion binding. NCBI's taxonomy places the organism in Eukaryota, Fungi, Ascomycota, Eurotiomycetes, Eurotiales, Aspergillaceae. Gene Ontology annotation, cellular component: RNA polymerase III complex. The transcript has 4 exons.
AUGCCGUUGACCUUCUGCCCUAACUGCAGCAAUGCGCUCACAAUCUCUCGUGCCGAACCGACCACAAGACAUCCCCUAGGCGUCAACCGAUUCGAAUGCCGCACCUGCCCAUACCAAUAUGCUCUGGACCAGAGCUGGUUUGAGAAGACACCCAUGAAGCAGAAGGAAGUGGAAGAUGUCUUUGGAGGCAAGGAAGAAUUCGCAAAUGCAGAUAGCGUGGCCACUCAAUGCCCCGCAGAAGACUGUAAUGGCGACCGCGCAUACUUUUUCCAGCUGCAGAUUCGGAGUGCAGACGAACCGAUGACCACAUUCCUAAAGUGUACCACGUGUGGUGCCCGAUGGAGAGAGAACUGA